GGUGUUUUGGGUGGACGGUUGCGGUGCUUCGUCCCGCUGAAGGUUGUGUGGCGCUGCUCCCCCUCCCUGACCAGGCUCCCCCUCCACCACCUCUCACAUCCAACAGGAGCAGUAUGGGUCUGGCCACACGAUUAGGUAUGAGGACCCGUCGGGCACGUCUGCGGCCACUCUUGUUGGCCACCUUCACUUAUCUGGGGCUGGUGACCUUGUUGACCCAUGGCCACACACUCCUGCACCACCCAGGAGAGCCAGCCGAGCCCGUAGCAGCAGCCGAGUCCUCGUUAUCGCCAAUCUCCCCACGACGAUACCUUCUUCAGGAGUCAUCAUCGCCGCCCAUGAGGGAGAACUGUACACCUCCCGCCAUCGAACAGUUCCCUACAGGGUUCAUGUCUGCCGAGACGAAAAGCGGCCUUAUCGUACACAUCAUCAUUACUGUGUACAUGUUCGUAGGCAUCGCUGUUGUGUGUGACGAAUACUUUGUGCCCUCCCUCGAGAUGAUCUGUGACAAACUACAUCUGAGUGAGGACGUAGCCGGGGCCACCUUCAUGGCAGCAGGGUCCUCGGCGCCUGAGCUGGCUACCUCCGUCAUCGCCGUCUUCGUCGCCAAGGAUGACAUCGGAAUCAGUGGGGUGAUCGGGUCGGCAGUGUUCAAUAUCAUGUUCGUCAUCUCGGUGUGCGCCCUGUUCGCUGGCCGAGUGAUCGCUAUCAACUGGUGGCCGCUCAUCAGGGACUCCACUUAUUACUGCAUUGCUAUCUGCGCUCUCCUCCUUACCAUAUACAAUGAGGAAGUGACCUGGUAUGAGAGCCUUUUCUUGCUGGUGCUGUAUGUGCUGUAUAUAGUGAUGAUGUGGAACAACUCGAGGCUGGAGGCAUGGGCCAACACCCUCAACAUGCCCUUCAAGAACGCUACCCGGGAGGAGAAGUCUUCGCUGUUUGGCACUAAACCUUUACCUUCUGUGGGUGAGACUGAUCUCAAGGAGGGCGACCCUGCCAAUCCUGACAUGGAGGGCCAAGGUGGUGAAGGGGUGCCCAAGCAGGUGGAGGCAGCAGAAGUGGAAGCAGCGACCACCAGGUCUAUGGCUCCUGAGAUGAAGGAUGACGACUGGUCACCAUGGACAGUGCCUGUGGGUGUUUGUGAGCGCAUAACCUGGGCUCUGUCUCUGCCGCUGGUUGCCCUCCACUAUUUCACCACCCCAGACUGCCGCAGGAGCAGCUUCCGUCAUUGGCAUCUUGUCACCUUCACCAUGAGUAUGAUCUGGAUUGCUGCCUAUUCCUACAUCAUGGUCUGGAUGAUUACAGUCAUUGGCUUCUCCCUUGGAAUCCCUGACACUGUCAUGGGUCUGACGCUUAUUGCUGUUGGUGUGUCUGCUCCUGAUGCUCUCUCCUCUCUCUGUGUGGCCAAACAAGGCUUUGGUGACAUGGCAGUGAGCAAUGCAAUAGGGAGUAAUGUGUUCGACAUCCUGCUGUGUCUAGGUCUGCCAUGGUUCCUGAAGACGGCCAUCAUCUACCCUGGCACUACAGUCCCCGUUGAGAGCAGAGGUCUGUUGUACUCAACGGUAUCCCUCUUCUCAACGGUAAUAUUCUUGAUCGUCGCCACGCACAUGAACGGCUGGAAGCUGGACAAGAAAUAUGGUGUAGUACUGAUGUUCUGGUACCUCAUCUUCAUGGUGUUUGCCAGCCUCUAUGAGCUCAAUGUGUUUGGCUACCUUAACCCACCUGAGUGCCCAAGUUCUUACUGAGCUCCUUCACUGAAGUUUCAGGCUACUUUUAUCAAAGCUUCUGCAUAGUUGAAAGUCAUUUGCAUAUGCUGUAAUUUUUUGGAGGUGUUCCAGAAAUGAAGGUUUUACUGUAGAUUGUAUUGAGGUAUUAUGUAUUGCAUGUAGUGUACUGUACAGUAUUAUCUUCACUUAAUGUAUGUUGUCAUUUUCAACUUUGACACAGAUUUACACUUGUAGACUUCAUCAUUAUGAGUUUUCAGUUACAUACAUAAUUGCUGUGAGAAGUUUAAGUUGAAUUUCCGAAAAUUCAUUAUGCUGAUAUAUUAAGAGGUCUAUAUUUUAAAUCAGAAAAUGAAUAAUGAAAUAGAUUUAUCAUUUAGAAGUGUGUGCCAGUUCAAAGUCAUUAAGAAAGACCUUGAAAUUUAACUUGAUAUUCUAGCAGUAGAUAAAAAUUAUGUUAAUGUGUAGAGUCACUUUAGAAUGGGAUCCUGAACAGAUUAUGAAGAACAUUAUGAUUUUGCCCCCUUGCAAUGAUAGUUUUGAUAUACCACAAGUGAAUAGAAGUUUUGUAUCAUCACUGUUGCUUCCAUCAUAAAGAAAACCUUCUCUUUCCUGUUGAACAUGGAUGGAUGCUACAAGCUUGAAACUUUGUACAUGAUAAAAGCUUUUUAGGCCCAACAUAAGAGUGUCUUUCUAACUUUAUGGAGGUUAAUUAAUAGAGUAUAUUUGUGGUUGCUUUUGCCUGCAGUUAUAACAAAACUUAAGCUAUUGAUAAAUGAAGAUGUUGAGCUCAUAUUCAUAAUAAUUCAAAGGUAGCGUUGAGGAGCUCAGUGUGAGAAUAUCUUUAUAAGCUUUUGGAGGAUUUAUGAGUUCAAGAUAUCCUUUUGAUUCAUCUUAUUUAGACUUCAGAGUUUGGGUAUCAGUAAGCUUUGUGAAGGUUCAUUAUAUUAACUUUCCCAGCUAUUGCAAGUUUAAUAUAGAGAGACUUUUAUUGUUAUUGUUGUCUGGACUUUGUAUUGAUAAAUGCCUGUGGGUUUUAGGUGUCAAGAGUUGCAAAAUCUGUUUUUUAAGUUGCCUGGAGAUAUCUGAUUAACAUUUUUCACAGCAAUUGUUACAAGCAGUAACAACUAACUUUGGGGUUCCAGAGUUUGUAGAUAACUCAAGUUAUUGAGUGUCGAGGGAUAUUAUCCCUGUCAGUUGUUGUGACUCAAGAGUUAACACAUAACUAUAUCUUAGUAAGGUUGAAGGGACACCUCUGUCAAACCUCGAAAUUUAAUUAUUAAAGAUAAUUUAAGUUUUUGAGGGUUAAGGAACACUGCAGUCAGUGUCUGAAAUGUCAGUGUGUGAAUGAUGCUCCAUAAUUAUGUACCUACAUGUUUUCUUGCUGGCUUCUGCUGAAGGGAUACCAGGUACAGUUGUGUGUGUCAUAAUUCUUGUUCCUCCCACACAAUAAAGUGUUGUGCAUAAUUUUCA
Homarus americanus (American lobster) is the source of this 3191-nucleotide messenger RNA. Its product is annotated as probable sodium/potassium/calcium exchanger CG1090. NCBI's taxonomy places the organism in Eukaryota, Metazoa, Arthropoda, Malacostraca, Decapoda, Nephropidae. The transcript has 11 exons. The record is from RefSeq and is a predicted model, not a curated record. Gene Ontology annotation, cellular component: membrane. The coding region runs from base 114 to 1739 and encodes 541 amino acids. Gene Ontology annotation, molecular function: calcium, potassium:sodium antiporter activity; calcium channel activity. Gene Ontology annotation, biological process: intracellular calcium ion homeostasis; calcium ion transmembrane transport.